UGAAUCCCCAGACAACAAAAAAUGGAUCCUUUCAAACAAGACUCUUAUUUAAACUCAUGAUCAGCACGAUGAUCUCCCUUUCCUUACCACAGUUCAGUGAUUAAGCCUGUGCUACUCCGUACAAGACCAGCAUAAUGCGCCUCAUACACGCUCUAGCAAUACUCUCGCUCUUCUCAAAGACCUCGCUCGCAGAGAAUCAUCAUCACGAAGGUGCACGGAUCCAGCAACGCGAUGCCGGCGAGAAAGCGAUCCGCGGCGUGAGGAAGAUGAGCAGUGACGAGGGCGAGAAGUUCUUCCCGGAUUAUUGGUCUUAUGAUGGCUCUGAUGGAUUAUCGAUGGGCAAUCACACCGACACCAACGAUGAUGACAAUCUCCAACCAAGAUCCUACCCGUACCAACCAGCCUCUAUCAACCUAGCACAAGGCCUCUCCCUCUUCCAACGAGACUUCCAAUGUCCAGCUGGCACCACCGGGUGCACAUCCAUCGACCGCCCGAGCAGCUGCUGCACAACCGGAGAUACCUGCGAGUUAGUCCAAGAUACCGGGUCUGGAGAUGUGGGAUGUUGUCCGCAGGGAAAAACGUGCUCUGGGGUGAUUGGGUCUUGUCAGUCGGGGUAUACAGCCUGUCCGGCGAAGCUGGGAGGGGGUUGUUGUAUUCCGGGAUAUGAGUGUGUUGAUGGUGGCUGUGCCUACGUAUCCACUGUGACGGUUACUCUCCAUUCGACGGUGUUUGUGUCUACGAAGACGUAUACGACCCCUCCAUCUAGCUACGUCCCUAGCAGUACAAACACCGCCAGCAAGACAAGUUCCGACGACCUCGUCCCCCCGGCCCGACCAACCAGUCUCUCAACAGCCACAACCUCCAAAUCAUCCAGCGAAACAGGCUCAAUCUGCCCGAUCGGAUUCUACGCCUGCUCAGCCGUAUAUCAAGGCGGAUGCUGUCGCACUGGUCGCGACUGCGAUACAACCUCCUGCCCAACGAUAUCCUCGACGGCCGUCGUGUCCAACAACGACGAGACUAUCGUGGCGCCGGCUGUCAGCACGAGCACUGCGACAUGUGCGGGUGGGUGGUUUGGCUGUGAUGAGAGUAUGGGCGGGGGAUGUUGUCCGACGGGUUUCGCGUGUGGUUCAGCUAGUUGUACUGCUUCUGCUGGAGGGAGUGUAACUGCGACGGGGACUGUUGCGAAAGAGACUAGUGGUGUUAGCGGGAGGUCCUUGGACAGGAGGAUGCUGUUGAUUGUAGCAGUUAUUUUAGUGUUGGCGCUCUCAUGAUGAUGGUUGUAUGUCCAUCAAAUUCAUUGAAUGAAUAUAGUCAUCUGUAUACUCUGUAAUAUGUACUCCGGAAAAUGGCCUGUUUGUAUACUGCCCACUUCGGUAAGUCUC
Molecule: messenger RNA, 1382 nt
Organism: Aspergillus glaucus CBS 516.65
Lineage: Eukaryota; Fungi; Ascomycota; Eurotiomycetes; Eurotiales; Aspergillaceae
Product: putative GPI anchored protein
Exons: 2
Coding region: 135-1271 (378 amino acids)
Source: RefSeq, a predicted model, not a curated record